Colletotrichum orchidophilum is the source of this 2049-nucleotide messenger RNA. RefSeq lists its product as uncharacterized. Bases 1 to 2049 code for a protein of 682 amino acids. The transcript is spliced from 7 exons. The record is from RefSeq and is a predicted model, not a curated record. NCBI's taxonomy places the organism in Eukaryota, Fungi, Ascomycota, Sordariomycetes, Glomerellales, Glomerellaceae.
AUGAAGAGCGGCAUGGUUCUCCUGGCCUUCCCGGACGCCAUCCCGCGAGCUACCACGCUGCGCCCGUUGGGCUUCAAGGCCAGGGACGUGACCCCGCGGACGGCGGACUUCUGGCGGCGGACAUUAACCCCAGUCAUUGCUGGCCUACCCCACGAACUCGAGGCCCAGUACAACGCAAACGGGCGGACGAAGCGCUCGAGAGCCCCGAACCAGUUCCUCGUCCUCCUCCUCAACGUUCUUUUCGCCAAUGCUAUCCAGGCCUGCGCCUUCUUCCUCGACAUCAUCUGGUUGGUGGAGGACAAUAUCACCGACGACUCGGCCGCGUGCUGGGCCCAGGGGUGGUUCAUCUCCACGGGCGACCUGGCGUCCACUGCUUUUGUGGCUUUCAUCGCGGCCCACACCUACCUCACACUUGUGAGAGGCCGCGAGGUCUCAUUCAGGGCGUUCUAUAGCACAAUUGCUUUCUUGUGGUUCUUUGUUCUAUUUAUGUCUUUCCUCGGGGUCAUCAUCACCAACAACGGAGCUGACAAGGGCGGCUUCUAUGUCCGCGACAUCACCUGGUGUUGGAUCAACUCAGAAUACGAGGCUAUGCGGAUGUAUUUGCAUUACGCCUGGAUGCUGAUCUUGAUCAUCACGGGAACUGUCUCUUAUGUCUUGGUCUUUAUCCACAUCCAUCGUGCAGACAAGGCAUUGCGAUGCGCCAAGAAGGCAGCAGCCGUGGCGGAAGAGGCCUCAUACGAUGGUAUUCUCAGUCCUGCAAGUCUGCCAGCGGUGAUUUCACAGCACAACCAAAAAACAGAGGUGCACAAACGCAUCCUGUUCUUGUUCUAUCCAAUCGUCUUCCUCCUGUGUACGGCGCCGCUGGCUCUCGGACGUCUCCUGAGCAGUGGAGGCAUCAAGCUCUCGCAAGACUACAUCACCUUUGCCGGCUGCAUGAUCACCUCGAACGGGUGGAUCGACGUCCUCAUCUUCUCGACGACGCGAAGCGGCCUCCUAUUCGAUGCGCCCGUCGACGAGCAGAAUGUCGGCCUCGACACAUUUAGCUUCAUGCCGCUGGGCCAGCAGUUUGGUCACAGGGUCUGGAUCGAGGGCGGAGCUUCGAAAGCCCACCCCCAUCACCGCAAGCCGAGCGUAUUCCGGAAAUCGUCUCGCCGCGCGAGGUUGGGCUCCGAGGCGAGCCACGACCGCAGCGAGAGCCAGACGUCGUUGCAAGACCGGGAUGUGUCUGGCCUCAAGGGCAUUCAGAUGGAGACCGUCACUCGGAUCUUUGUCGAAGAGGUGGGUCCCUCGAAGAGCAAGGAGUACGUCAACCGAACGCUGAACUCGAUGCCCUCCGACGAGAGCUUUGGACAGCGCGUGCAGCAGAGCACAGAUUCAUACAAACAGAUUAGGGCGUAUUUCGACAAAGAGACAAUCACAGUAUACCAAGCCUACAACUCCACGAUCGCAGAGACAGCCGUCGCAUCUCAGAAACUCGACGCGUCUCCAAACUUCAAGCUUACCCGCAUGACUUGGAUCAAGCCGAGUUGGGCGUGGAUGCUCUACCGCGCAGGCUAUUCAUACAAAGACCGCGGCCAGGAGCGCAUUCUGGCGCUCAAGAUGACCCAUGGCGGCUUCGUCGAACUUCUUCGCCAGGGUGCUCUGACACACGGCGGCGGCGAUUUGGAUAAAGGCGAUGGGCGGGUGCGCGUCCAAUGGGACCCUGAACGCGAUGUGCGGUUGGAGAAGCUUCCGUAUCGUAGUAUUCAGAUUGGGAUUCCUGCUAGCGUCUGUGAAAAUUGGGUUGCCGAGGGGAUUAUUGGUAUUGAGGAUGUGACGGGUAGGGCGCGAGAAUUGAAAAGAGUCUUGGACAAGCAGCCUGGCAUUAGGGACGAUGAGCUGGUUGAGCUGGGCUUGCUCCGUAAGUUCAACUUCAGUAAUAAGCUAUGGGUUGUGAGAAGCUAUGGCAUCCCCGAGCUGAAACUGAGGGGAUACUUCAAGGCUUCUGCUAUCGAGCAGUCGCGCUCCGGUCUUUCCGCCGGAUGGUGGGACCGGCUCACCGGACUUUAG